AUGAUUGACAGAGGCAUGGGAUUUCCCGCCGAUGGCGUCGACAAUCAUGGCUGGAAGUUAUACAUCACAUCCUUAGUGAUGAUCAUUUCUUCAGGUCUGUUUGUCAUUGCGAGAUGUAUUGCGCGGUACUCGAUACACAAGCUGGGAUCAGACGAUGUUGCCAUUAUUGUUUCUCUGAUAUCAUCUGUUCUUCUGUCGACGUACAUACAACUUGCGAUACACCAUGGCUACGGAAUGCACAAAGAGGACCUCGUAAAGCCCGAUCUUCGAAUGGCAUUGAAGAUGUUCUUCAUCGCCCAGACACCGUACAAAGCAACUGUCUGUCUCAACAAAGUCGCCGCGAUUCUACUAUACCUCCGACUGUUUGUCACAAAAUCGUUUCGUGUUUGGUCUUUUGUCGUGCUGGGAGUUGUAGUGGGAUACAGUAUCGGUGGUAUUGCAGCGACAAUUUGGCAAUGCGUCCCUAUCAAAGGGGCUUGGGACAAGUCUGUCGAUGCCAAGUGCAUCGACUCGAACAAGUUUUGGGUUGCUUACGCUGUCCUCAACAUCUUGACUGACGUUAUGGUCUUGGCUCUUCCGAUCCUGCCUAUCAUGCGGCUUCAGACCAGUAGACGGGAGAAACUGCUGCUCUGCUGCAUCUUUCUUUUUGGUGGAUUUGUUACCAUCACAUCAAUCCUCAGAGUAACUUCGGUCUCUAAUUCUCUCAGGAAUAAGAAAGACAUUACAUGGAACUUCAUCGAUCGCGGCGUAUGGACUCUGAUCGAAGCUAACCUGGGAAUCAUUGCCGCUUGUUUGCCGGUGCUACGACAACCCAUGGGUAAACUGUUCCCUCGCAUUUUCGGAUCAACCAAAAAGAGCUCCUUGUACUAUACAGGGCUGGGUGCUCCCACAAAGGGCUACAACUUGUCAGAUAUAGCUGCUCGAAGCCCUCGUCCAGGUAUUUGGAAGAGUGACGCAUCUAGAUCUGAACAAAUUAUUUCUGUUGGUGGGCCACAAACAGAAGCAAGUCGGGACAGUGACGAGCGCGGCAUUAUUGCACAUUCAGUCAAAGGGAGUGAUUUUGGGAGUGAGCUGGCUACUCAUAAACCUGAUUUAAGUAGAUAG
Messenger RNA from Fusarium subglutinans, 1104 nucleotides. RefSeq lists its product as uncharacterized. The record is from RefSeq and is a predicted model, not a curated record. Lineage: Eukaryota; Fungi; Ascomycota; Sordariomycetes; Hypocreales; Nectriaceae. Bases 1 to 1104 code for a protein of 367 amino acids. The transcript has 3 exons.